This is a messenger RNA of Cyclospora cayetanensis, 1164 nucleotides long. RefSeq names its product pre-mRNA-splicing factor RBM22. Gene Ontology annotation, cellular component: U2-type catalytic step 2 spliceosome; U2-type catalytic step 1 spliceosome; Prp19 complex. Lineage: Eukaryota; Apicomplexa; Conoidasida; Eucoccidiorida; Eimeriidae. The coding region runs from base 1 to 1164 and encodes 387 amino acids. Gene Ontology annotation, molecular function: pre-mRNA binding; U6 snRNA binding; metal ion binding. The record is from RefSeq and is a predicted model, not a curated record. The transcript has 4 exons.
AUGCAUUCACAGGGGAAGAGCGGCUUUGGAGUCGCCCACGACUUCAAGGGCUCUUUGAAGGAAGAGGCUGACUUCCCAAUUCUCUGUGAAACAUGUCUUGGGGAAAACCCUUACGUCCGCAUGCAGAGAGACAGGAACGGGAAGGAGUGUCACAUCUGUACUCGUGCUUACACCGGAUUCAGGUGGAAGCCCGGACCCAAAGCUCGGUAUAAAUGCACGGUUGUGUGCCAGCAAUGCGCGCGUCUGAAGAACGUGUGUCAAACCUGCCUCUUCGAUCUGGAGUACGGCUUGCCUGUUCAGGUACGAGACAGGAUAAUGGGUGAGAGUCGUGUUUCUCUGCCCGAGCAUCCGGUAAAUCGCGAGUAUCUAAAUUCGCGUAUGGGGGGCCAGACGGAGGACCUACCUUACGGGAAGAGCGAGGAGAUAGACCAAAGGCUCCGCCGAAUCGCCCGCACCACUCCAUACUACAGGCGCAACCUACCAAGAGUUUGUUCCUUCUGGCGCAAGGGAGAGUGCACACGUGGAGACGAAUGCCCAUACUUACACCAGGAAUUAUACACAGAUCCGGCUUUAGCAACCCAGAACAUGAGGGAUAGGUACGUUGGGCAGGACGACCCUGUGGCGGAGAAGAUCUUCCGUCUUGCUUCAACCCGAUCUCAGGAGGAAACAGCCCCACCUGCAGACGAGUCGAUAACCACCAUCUUUGUGGGGGGAGUGCUGGAGGCUGUACGGGAGAGCGACCUGAUGGAGCGCCUGUAUGGGUAUGGGGAGAUUUUGGCGAUUAGAAUGAACCCUCAGAAAAAAAUGGCAUUUGUAUGCUUCGCGGAGAGAGCAGGAGCUGUUGCCGCUAUGAAGCAACUAGCCGGAACGCUCACCAUCAAUGGGGUCACCAUGAGGGUUGCAUGGGCGAAGCCCAAGCCUAAGCCAAGUGUUGCUGGCGCAGAGGGUAGUGCUGCCGCUGGCUCUUCCAGCGGCAGUGGCAGCGCCACAACUACGUCUGGUACUCCUAUGCCAGCUCCAGAGGGCUACCUUGCCUCUCCUGUGCCAGGGCUUCCCCCUGUUCCGCUCCUGCCAGGAAUGCCUGCCCCCCCGCCUGCAGUGAUGGGAGGAUCUGUGCCGUACCGUUCGAUGAUGCCGUCCGAGGCAGAACUCUCUAGAAAGUAG